AUGGCAUACUUUCCAAAUGGUGGACAGAUAAAUAUGUCUGGUGCAACGACUGACUGGCGACUUCUUCUUAGUGAAGACGAAAGAAAGAUUAAUGUCGGUAGACUUUAUAAAGGUCUAGAACUUCUUAAUCAACCAAAUUUGUACCCUACACAUAGAUUUCACGCAUCGAAACAGUGGGAAAAUGAUUCUUAUAAUAGUGCAAAUUCCAAGGAUGAAUACAACCAACUGAUUGGAGCAAAGUUACGGGAGUUAACUAAUAAAAUACAACGAAGCGCUCAUAUACGGCAGCAGCAGCAGACGCAAAGGAGUGCUACGCCAUCGCAACAACCUCAAGUCGCUCAGCAACAGUCACAAGCACAAACUUUAUUACCCCAACAAUUACAAAAUUCACAAUCACAGCAAUUACAGCAACAAAUGCUAACACAAACUCUUCAACAACAGCAACAACCGGUUCCUUCUCCACAGCAACAACAAGUGCAAGCCCAAAGAUUCUUAUUGCAGCAACGUGCGCAAAUUGCAGCAGUUCAAGCACAACCGAAUAAUUUUAUUCGAUCAGCUGCAUCUCAGGUUCCAUCUUCUCCAAAGCCCACCCAACCAGGAGCUCAUCGACCGAAUCUUUUACAACAACAAGUUUUAACUAACUUAGGAUUCCCUCCAGACACGCAGUUAUCACCGGAAGUCUUGAAAAGAAUUAGCGCUCACAUGACAGCUCAGGCAAUGAUGCAACAACAGCAUCAGCAACCUGCACAACAGUCGAAUGUUCAACAAGACAUCACUAUACAAUCACCUGCGAAAGUUAAUCCACAACCUGUCUCUAAUGUUGCUGGUCCUUCGAUGAAAUUACCUAAUAAUGUGACAAUUCAAUCUCCUGUUAAUCAGAUGAAAGGACAAGCACCGUCUCAGAGCCCUGGAACUAUGUUCAUGAUGCCAAAUUCGGGACCUUCUAUAACCAAUUCACUUGGAACUACACCUAACCAAUCUCCUGCCAUAGUAAAUGCAUCACCAGCAGCGAUAUCAAAUAAAACGACUCCAAAUAUGUCUCCUAAUACCGCUUCAGCUAAGUUAGCGGCAGCAAAUUUAGCAACAGCAAAUUUAACAACGCCGCAACUCAAAAUACCUCAAAAUAAGCUUGUAAGUCCGGCUGUUCAAAAUGCCAACGUUGCAUCCAAUCUUGGAAUUAAAGUUCCUUCCGGUGUUGGUAUUAAUACAGUUCAAAAUCUCGGGUUAAUGCCUGGUUUUCAAGGCGCAAAUGCGACUAUUGGACGUCCAAAUAUAAUGAUGCAUACGACAGCUAAUAGCGCUGCAAACGCAAAUGCAAUUAUGUUAGCUGUUAAUAAUAACAAUGCCGUUAAUCAAGGAAUAGUUACUUCCAAUGGUGCCAAAGCAGCAGCAAUGAUGGCCGUUCAGAAUGCUAUGUUCGCAAAUGCGACAAGACCUUCAAUUACUCAACCUCUUAAUUUGAACGCUGUUCGUCCGAAAUUUCCAAUUAUGCGUCCCAAUGCUCAGAUGUCUAUUAUAAACAAUUCUGCAGCACAACCUGGAUCACUAGCAACGCUGACUGACAAGGAGGAGAAAGAAGCAUUGGCCAUGAUAAGUCAAAUAGAUAGUAAAGCUAGGGAAAAGAAUAUUCAAUAUCAUGAAAUUGACCUUUCUGAAGAUGAAAAAAGGCAAAUAAGGAUCAAGUUACAAGAAUUGACACCAAUGUACAAAAAAGUUGACGAGGUAUUGCCAUACUUUUGGCAUUAUACAAGAUCAAGUCAAGGGACAUAUCGUCUAUUGGGCAUGAAAUACAUGAUAGAAGAUCAAUUAAAUGCUCUACCAUCUGGAAAGUUUCUACUCAAACUAGACCUUGUUGAAAAUUUAUUACAACAAUUUCGUAAAUAUUUUGUUUUCGUGGAAAGUCGUAGAAGAGGUAUUGAAGAUACUUCUGGAUUAAUGAACUUUCACCCAGUUGUUCAUCCGCAACAACCUCAACAUCCAAACGUAGAUAGUCUGAUCAGACCACGCAUAAAUUCAUCAGACUUGAAACUUCCACCAGCACAGAGACAUGCUAAUGAUAGCUCAGGUACUUCUGGUAGCUCAUCAAUCCUCACAAAGAGACGUCAGUCUUCAGUUGACCGGGAGGUACGGCAAUCGAAUAAGAAGCAACAAACCAACUCUAAUAGUAUUCUUAGCCACUCUACACCUGAUGGCUCGGUUCUCAGCACUCAAAAUACUUCGGCAACUAAUGCCACUAAUCAAAACAACCCUAUCGUGAUUUCAGAUGAUGCAAAACAAAUUUCAGAAACUCAAGAAAUAGGCAUCUCUGAUAAAAACAGUGCCACUACUGAAGAUUAUCAUGCAGGCUCACAAUUACUUACGAAUAAAUUGAAAAAUAUUUCAUCAUCACCGCGAGUAAUGCGUAGUGGUCCGACAAUGGCACCAAGGCAAGGAUAUUCUCCAUGCGAAGAAAGUGAACAGAGAGCUAUGUUGGUCUCUUUACUCAACACGGCUUAA
Cetraspora pellucida is the source of this 2496-nucleotide messenger RNA. The record is from the annotation of a GenBank genome assembly. NCBI's taxonomy places the organism in Eukaryota, Fungi, Glomeromycota, Glomeromycetes, Diversisporales, Gigasporaceae.